Molecule: messenger RNA, 4655 nt
Organism: Mizuhopecten yessoensis (Yesso scallop)
Lineage: Eukaryota; Metazoa; Mollusca; Bivalvia; Pectinida; Pectinidae
Product: acylcarnitine hydrolase-like
Exons: 4
Coding region: 299-2260 (653 amino acids)
Source: RefSeq, a predicted model, not a curated record
GUUGUUUUCGAUUGUGUUUGAUCAGCAACGUUUUCCUGCCCUCGAUUUGUCUCAUUUUAACUGACAGUUCAAGGAACACGACAAUGGGAUAUCACGCUGGUCAUUACGGCCAAGGACACGGAGAGGUACGACGGUCAUUAGUAAGGAUUACGGUCCUGAACUUCUACUAUUACUGACCACCAGGAAUUCCAGCAAACUCAGUUACUCUGGCCAUCAGCGUCGCGGAGCCCUGACCAACUGAUUGUAGACAAGGUAUUCCCUCCUCAUAGCCAACAUACUGGACCAGAGAGGCGCGUGCAUGACCAUGCAUUGUACUGUUUUCUUUGUUGCCGCCAUUGCAACCCUGGCAAGGGGUCGGGAGUCUUCAAUUGUCAACACAGAUAUGGGCACACUACGGGGUUUUGCGAUUCCCGCAAAAAAUAACGAGAAGAGGGGCAUUGUCCACAGUUUUUUAAACAUUCCAUACGCCAAAUCCCCCGAGGGUGAUCUAGCCUUCAAAAAGCCACAAGAAUACGGUCCUUGGACAGGAGUCAGAGACGCUACCGUUGACGGGCCUGUGUGUAUACAGGGGUACAAAUUUCCGGGACCACAGUCGUUCCCCGAAGCCAUUGACUGUCUGACAUUGGACAUCCGGGUACCUCACAAUGUCUCGCGCUCCAAUAAUCUGCCAGUAAUUAUAUGGAUACAUGGAGGUGGGUAUUUCUUCGGCGGCACCCGUUAUACCGACGCCUCUGUAUUUUCCGUGCUCUCAAACACUAUUGUCGUAACUUUUAACUUCCGCCUCGGCAUAUACGGGCUUCUCUCGACUGAAGACGCCGAAUGCCCGGGAAACUUUGCUUUAUGGGACCAGAAGAUGGCUAUAGAGUGGGUUAACAAGUAUAUAGCCGCUUUUGGAGGUGAUCCGUCGCGCACAACACUGCUUGGACAUGCCACGGGCGCAAAUGCGAUAUCGCACCACGCCAUGAUGCCGGACAACAUUGGACGAUUCCAGCGCGUGAUUCUCAUGAGCGGAUCUGCCACACAACCAGGAGAUUGCAUUGCAAACCCACGGAAAAAUUUGAUAAAACUUAACGCGGAGAUAAAAUGUGGUGACUACACAGAGGAGAACCUAGACACCAAGGCGUUCAUGGCGUGUAUUAGAAGUAAAACUCCCGACCAGCUUGUUGCAUCCAUAACAACAUAUGCUGAAAAACUUAUGACGCAAUUAAACGCUAUUAAAAUAGACAUUUUUCUUGGGGUUGUCGUAGACGGAGACUUUAUACGGGAUUUUCCAUCUCGGAUACUGGCGGACAAAAAAUCCCCGGAAUAUAGCAUGUUUCGGUCCCUUGAUGUUUUAGCGGGGAAUGUGGAACAGGAGGGAUCCAUCGUAGCCAGUCUGCUUGUUGGAGAUAUGAGGACAAGAUGGAACCUUACCGAGACUAUAGAAUUCUCAACUGAUUUCAUGUGCCAAGAACUAGCGCCGAUUAUUGCGAAAGAUCUGUACAACGUGACGUCACCGAAUGCGACACAAGCUGUGUGUGAUAGAUACACCGUUGAGGGCGGAAAUGACGUCAACAUCCUCAAUCAGAGCAUUGCGUUCUCAAACAUGUACGGCGAUGUCUUGUACGUUGCUCCCGUCGUCGAGAUACUAAAAAUGCAUUCCCGGGACAACCUGGAGACUUCCACGUACCAAUAUAUUAUGAAGAAGGAAUAUCCGUAUGGGUAUUACUUCGGGCGUUGGCCCUGGCAGUUUGGAGUAGGACAAGGCCAUGAUUUGUCUUAUCUCUUUGAUGUUUAUGCUUAUCCAUACAUGAUGGUCGAAGAAGACCUUGACAUGUCAUUGAAGGUUAUCACGUGGUUUGCAAACUUCGCACGCAAUGGUGACCCAAACUCUGCGAAUCCAAAUGUCACCUGGCCUAGGUAUACAUAUGCAGAGAAGGCGUACCUCGAUCUUGACGUAGUUUCUGUCCCCCAGAAAAAUCUCUGGCCAGAACGAAUGAACUUCUGGUUGGAUACGUUUCCCCGACUUGUGGCCGCCAUCUUGGCUCCGCCAACGACAACGACAACAACUAAAACUACAACCACGACAACUACAACAACCACUACAACCACGCCUCGACCAACCACUCCCAAACCCGUUGUAAUUACGCCCGCGCCCACUCAGCCAGGCAAUACCGGAAAUGACGUCAAUGCAGGAAAUGGUGUAAACGCUGGAAGAAGAAUAGGUUCUGGAGAAUACAUGCUUGUUUUUGUGUUCGCGGUUGUUUUGCUUGGUUUGUAAUAGGAAAAAGCGACAAGGAUCUAUUUUUGCCAAUAGACACUAUCAUUUGGUUUAUCUCUGAAAAAGUGCUCGUCUUUUGUUUCAACUUCAACGAGCGCGUCCUUUUGGAAAUGACAUCGUGUGGUUGACAUAAACAUACACUAUAGAUUAGUAAUCGUGUAAGUUACUUAUUACUGGAAAUACUUUUGUCAUUGAAUAACAUUAAGUGUUCUUAAGCGAAGACUUGGUUCUUCCAACAUUUAUUUGUAUAAUAUUUGUAUACCUUCUGGAAAUAAUAUUGCCUAUUUUAUGACAUUUGAGAUACGGUAUGAUUGUGUCAAAAUAUCCGCAACCCUAAUGAUGAUCUAGUGUCUUAACAAUACAUAUGUUUUGUUAUGAUACAUUAUUGUCUUAAUGAUACAGACAUGUCUUAAUUAUACACACGUGUAUAAAUGAUACAGAAGUGUCUUAAUGUUACAGACAUGUCUUAAUUAAACUAUACAGACGUGUAUUGAUGGAUCAAGGGUGUCUUAAUGAAACAGUUGUGUCUUAAUCUGAAAAAGUGUCAAUGAUACAGAUGUGCCUUAAUUUGAAAAAGUGUCUUAAUGAUACAGAUGUGUCUUAAUGUGAAAAAGUGUCUCAAUGAAACAGCUGUGUCUUAAUAAUACAGGUGUUUAUUUAUGGAGCAUAAGUGUCUUAAUAAUACAAAAGUGUCUUAAUGAUACUGAAGUGUCUUAAUGAAACAGAAGUGCUUAUCUGAAAAAAAGUAUCUAAAUGAAAUGUUGGUAUACCUAACUGGUUUAUUUACGAAUCGUCCAAUUUUAUUUUUACAACAAUUUAAAUAAUAAUCAAGGAGCAUAAAAUCAAUAAAAUAUAUGCCUAUCAGGAUUACUUUUCGGAUAUACAUAUACGGAACAGAAAGUUAGGUAAAAAGUUGGUCCAUAUGUACUAGACACUUUAGUUUGAAAAUUGAUAUUGCUAGCCACUCCUUUUUAUCUAAGUCUUAUGAUUGAACGCUGGAAAAUUGCUGUAUCUUCUUUCGCAUAAAAUAUUGAAAAAAAGACUCGUAAUGAAAUUAUUUUUUUAUUGACCUGGAAAUCUCCAAUGAUUACAAACUACAUACUUUAUAGAAUGUGUCCUCACUGGGCUAAAACAACUACAAGGCACAUUUGUCUCUAAAAGUUUAUAUUAUUUGUAUUGUUAUUCCUUAACUCGUAAUUCCAUUUUCGAUGUAGCGCGACUGGGCUGGGGUAUACUGUUGUUCACCAGAUGGCGCUGUUAUUGAGAGCGGCAAUAUACAAUCGGGAACCGUCGGCACUUUCCGUAAACGAGAAAGCGCCGACGGUCCCUGAUUGUGGCAAUAUAAUGAUAGAAAGUAAAAGGAUCGAAAUCUUGCCUGUACCUGUUGCAUUGUUACCAUUUUAAACACAUUGUUUUUUGUGAGUAUGUUAAUUUCAUCUUCAUUAUGUUCUCAUGAAUGUUUUGAAAGUAUUUUUUUUCAAAAAUGGUUAAUAAAAAAAUAUAGUCACACCGGAAAAAAUGCAUAGUUACGUUUUUUUGCGGAUGUUCAAGGAUUCAUAAAAAACUGCCGUAUAACACACGAGACAAGGUCAAAAGCCCACAAAAACACAACAAAGAUGUAUAAUUAUUUGAUACUACAUUUAUUCACAUCACAAACUUUUCUGUACAUAUGAGUAUUAAGAGGCACCUAUUUCCACAAUAAUCUACCACAGAAAUGGGAUUAUUGCUGGAAAAAGACAGAAGUCUUUCACACGAGAACAACCCAUCAUUCAUACAAUAUAUUCACACUUAACCUUACAACAGGUAUACCAAUAUUUACAACUAUACACUCACAUUAUAUUAGAUAUUACAUUACAAAAUUACAUUAUCUAUUAUACUGUUCUAUUUAUAGGUAACACAUCAGUUACACAUAUACAAAUGGCAAUUAGCCGUAUAUAAUUUACAUACAAGUGUUAUAUACAUACAUAUAUAUAUAUAUUUCUAAAGGUGUGUCUGUAAAAGCUACAAAAAGCAGGUGAGAAAUUUACACAAAUUAAAAGCUAUUUACAGCAUUAUCACUAUGCGUGUCACACACGAGCUUUGACCAUCAGUGUUCAUCUUUUCUUUCGACGUUUGUAUCAGCUAUACAUAUCGAUUAUAUUACGAUUCCCGGGACUUCUCGAGACUCUUCGUCUUUACAUUUGACGAAACAUCAAUAAAUAACAUCCAACCGAUCUUAUAAAGUACACCAUUUUGCGGAAAGAAUAAAAAUCGUCAGGUAUAGUUACAUGCGCAUGCGCAAUACCCGUCAAAAUGAAAAAGUGAAACAUUCUGAGAUCCGUGUAUUAAGCAUUAUCUGCACUAUCACAAUACAGCUUUGGAGGGCUCCAUUAUACAAUGGUAUAUACAAGACGGG